UGAUGUUGGAAAUGUUUGGGAUUCUCAUCUCGAGGUGGAAGGAGGGGUCUUCACGAUGCUGAUGUACCUAAUCUCUCCCUGUUAACAAAACUAUUAACUGCAAGAAAUGUCUUCUUAGGGAGGAACGAAGCAGGAUUCCCAAAUAGCAAAUACCUGUGAAUAAAUGCAUUUGUGAAAUAAUAAAUACAUAACUUCAAGGUUCCACCUGCCUUACUGCUAUCCUGUAGUAGCAUCAGAGACACGAUUAUAUUGUCAGAGGUUUCCAGUGACAGUCCAGGUGACCUGUUGCACGGUAGAUAAUUUCCCUACAUUACAUGCAGAACAGAAGACAUUUUGAAGUACUAUAUUCAUUUAUCUUGAAAGACUGUAGUAGCUUAUAAGGUGUUUUUUUACAUUUAUUUGUAAAUUCAUAUUGCAUCUACUAUGAUUUUAUAGAUGUGCAAAAUACCCUCCUGCACCUAUAAGGGUUAGAGAACGCAGAAGGCUUGAUUCAAAGUCAGUGUCUUGAUUGUCCUACUGUCUGCGAGCCUAAUAAGCAGUGUGAUGAGAUUAUUAUAUUCAUCCUGCAUUAUGAUCUCAGUGUGUACUGUAAACAAACUGCCUUCUGGAAAUUUGAUACAGAAUAUAACGGGGGGGAAAGCUUAAUAGUAGAUUGAUGAGUCAUUUUUUUGCACUCAGAAUUUUCCAUUGAGGCAUGUAAAGAUAAAGAGGACUAUUUUUCACAUUAAGCCAUCAGAAACUGGUGCAGAUUUUUCAUUUCUAUACAGGGAGGAGAGUUUCUCUUUCUAGGUGUGAUAUUUUCAGCUUUCAUAAAUGGAUUGCCAAGGGCUAAAUAAAUGUAAUGGUAGCAAGCGUUUUUCCUGCUCUGCUCUGAGACUUUUAGACACAGCCAUCACACACCCAGUCAAAUUCAGCUGAGUAACAACUGAAAAAAGUCAAAUUUAUUUCUGCUAUGUAAUUUAUGAGCUGCUUAUAAGGUUCCUGCUACCCCGGCAGUACUGUUCAUUAUCAUAUUUGAAUGUUGUACUUAAUACAGAAAUACUAAGGAUGUGUUUUUAUUGCUGCCUGGGCUUCUCGAGGCACUACGUGCCACCCGUCAACAGCUGCACCGGGAUGGGUUUGCAGUUAUCGCUGUGCCCCGACCACCUUCACAAAGAAAACCAUUUCUGAGAAUGAAUUCAGUAUUUCAGUGCAGUCAGAGAAAUGGUGUUACCCCUUUCUUGUUGCUGUGACACAGCUGCCCAGGAAACAUUGCAGCCCCUGCUUAAAACACACUGUGACGGCCGCUCUCCGGAAACCAUCCUCGUGUUGUUUGACAACACUGUCUGUGCUGUUGCCCAGGGAACAAUAGGACUGGUUUCUAAAAACACUCAUUAAGUUGAUCUGAAUGUUGUCUCUCCUUCCAAACUGCCCGGUUCACGUACCCCCAUCCCAUCCACAAACAAGCAGGGGAAGAACGACAGGAGAUUUGUUUGUGUGGGCUCCUCUGCAGCUGGGAUGCGAGCAGCGACAGGGCGCCUGCCGGCACUCCCUCAUCUCAAGCACUCGGGAACAAGUACGUGCUUCAAAAUCGGAUUUGCCAGAGCCAAUAUACUGAGCAAAGAGUUACUUUAAAUAGCCAAGAGGAAAUACUGGAAGGGAUGGUGAAGUCUGCGUUUUCCGGGGCCCUAGAUAAUAAAUUUGGGGCUAUUCCCAGAGAGGCAGUCGGGUGGAAGUAGACUUGCUUUCCUUGGGAAGUCUUGGAGGUAAAACUUCAGUUGUCAUGGACAAAAAUGGCCUUGACGCAGGGAAUUUUCACCUUAAGUAAUUUAUUGCUGUUAUCACAAAUUUCUAAUCACUGCUUUGGGUGAAUAAGCUGUGAACCAUUAAGCAAAUACUUAAGUAAACACCUUUCCUUCCCCUCCUAGUCUCAGUUUGCCUUAUUUUUGAGUGGGAUCCACUCAGUCCACUCCACUUCCUUCAAGGAGGUGAUGGUGGUGCAGGAGGUUGGGGCCGAGGAAAGGAUCUCUGCCUCCUGCUGCUCGGUGAUUAUUGCCCCUUUUCCUCUGCUCCUCCACGCUGCUGUCUCUGCCCCGAUUGGGAUUAAUUCAAGAGAACAUUUUACUAUAUCGGAAAGUAAUUCUGUGGACACAUUGUGGCUCUGUUACUUGUAUUUCUGGAUGAUUUCAAAUGCUGAUAGCAACCUGAAAAAUUCCAGGGAUGUAAGGGAAUGGCUGUUCUUUAUCUUCUGCAUGAAGUGGAGUCUUCCAACUAGUAAAACUGCUGGUUGUAAUAGUAAAAAGAAAAAGAAAAGCCUCCCCCCACGAAGGCAUUCAAGUGAGCUGCUUUGUGCCAGGAAUUCUUUCCCAUUUGGAGAACUGCAGUAGCUGCUCGGAGCCCCAGCCCAGAGGUGCAGAUUUUGUUGAGAAAGCAUUUUCAAUUCAGCAUUUUUCUGUUCAAGACGCAUCGCUUUUCUUGUUAUGUGACUGUGGGUUUGGGAGUGAGCUUCUAAUUUCAUCUUGAAGCUACCAUGGAAAAAGGAAGGAAAAGGCUUUUGCCAGAGAAAAGGCAAUGUGUACAAAGGCAAAACCAGAAAAAGUCUGCAGACCCCAAGAUACUCACAAGCACAAAGCAGUAAAACUUGUGCAGUUGCAAAAACAUCACCUGGGCAGAACCGGGCAAAUCGCAACUAUGAAUAAUUUUAAAUAACACCGUUAUUGAAUAAUAUUAAAGGAUUCUUAAAAAUAAUCAGAGAAACGAAACCCUCGAGCUGCAGUUAAUGUUUAACUUUCCUCCUCAAGUUUUCUGCUUCUCAAGAGUGAGAUUAUUUUGCAGGGAUUUCUAUAACUACAAAGAUUUGUUCAGUGUUUUAGAGACCUGAACAUGAAAAUUUCAAAGUAUAUCAAACCGCUUGUAAGUUAAAAAGAAAAAAAUCAGGAGUAAAAAGUGAUGCUCUCAAAGGUGCAAAGCCCCUUCAAAUCCCAAGCCCUGCUUUCUGCUCGGUCCCCGCUGCCCCGUGUCCUCCUGUUAAGACAGUUGCAGAGCAGAAAAGACAUUUCCCGAGGGGCUGCAGAGGGACAUGUGUCUGAGCUGCCACAGCCCCUCAUUAGCAUCAGCAGCUGCAGCCCAGUUGCACCAUGGAGAUAAUUGCGCUAUGCAAUUAGCCGGGCUCCUCCGGGGCUCCUUUGAAGGCAGAGGGAGGUGGAAGGAGGUUGGGCUUUUGCUCCCAGGCUUCCAGCUGGACCCUCCAAGAGCUCCUGCCCAUCCCUGCCCUGGGCUUGCAGAGGAGGAGAGCUCACCCUCCUCCUCCUCCUCAGGUGAUGGAGUAACAGGGAAAUCAGAGACACCAAAAUGAAGGUCAACAACACCUUGGCGAAGGCGCUGUAUGACAACAAGGCAGAGUGCUCAGAUGAGCUGGCCUUCCGCAAAGGAGACAUCCUGACGGUUGUGGACCAAAACGUCAUCGGCAGUGAGGGCUGGUGGAAAUGCUCCCUCCAUGGCAGGCAGGGCCUGGCCCCCGCUAACCGUCUCCAGCUCCUCACCGCCUCUCCAGCUGCCCUGCUGUCUCCUCCCACCUGGAGUGACUCUGCAGAGUCGCCCGUGGGCCAACAAAACAUCUACCAGGUUCCCUCCAUCCCCAAGCCUACGGUGUCAUCAUCUACCUAUGAGAAGAUGGAGGGAUGGGUUAAAUCUCCAGCGAAGGUCUCUACUCUGCCUGCCCCAGGAAUAUAUCAGGUGCCACCCUUGGCUGCACAGCUGCUCAGUGAGAAGACCCAAAGCUCAACAAACCAGCACCUGUUUACUCUCCCGAGAGCAUGCCGAGCGUCAGUCCCAAAUAUCAGGAGUGAGGUGUAUGAUGUUCCAUCCACACAGCGCCGGGAGUCCUUAUUCACAAAGAGUGGUGCCACUCCACCCACUGCACGAAAGGCCUCUCUGCUGGUUAGAUCGACCGAGUGUUUCCAAGAAGAGCAGAAGCAGCUUUACAACACCUCGUCCAGCCCAGAAAAAGCAGCAGUUGUUACCCAGAAAGACUCACCAGCGGGCAAUCUGUAUGAUGUCCCUCCCAAAAGAGAAACUGAUGUUUCAGAAAAUGAAUCUCAGAAAAAGUUCUGGGGCCAUUACAAUACACUGCCAAAUCCUCGAAAGUCAGAAUGGAUUUAUGAUAUUCCAGUAUCGCCUGAAAAGACAAGGUUAAAACAAAACCCUUCUGGUCAUUCCUUGGAGAACCAGGUGCUGUACGAUAUACCACCGGCCAGGUACAAGGCACUGACAACAAAUACUGAAGCCAAAGUUGUAAAUCCACAAUUAUAUGAUAUUCCACCAACACAACGGAAAUUAACAUUUCCAGAUAUCCAUCUCUACGAUGUUCCAUCCUCACGGGAUGUGCUUCUUUUGCCACAAAACAGUGAUGCACCUCCAAGUCUGCCAGCAACAAAAGCUGAGAAUCAGAUCUCUGAGGAGAAUGUUUAUGAUAUUCCAAAAGGUUUGCCCACUGUUUUGCAGUCCAAGAAAGAGAUGGAAAAAAACAGCGAUCGUUCUGGAGACCAAGCAUCCAGUGCUCCUCCACAGCUCUCAAGAGAUGCCAAAUUAGAACAAGACAGAUUAUCUGUUUCAAGUGUGGAUAGCAGAAGCAGCACACUCUCUACAUCCUCAAGCUCUUCUGCAGAGUCUUUUUCUAUGCCAUCAUCAGAAGAGCCUGUCAAAGAAAUUAAACUGGACCUUGAUGUAGCCAUAGAGACACUGACUAGAUUGCAGCACAGCGUAUCCAGCUCGGUUGCCAGUUUAAUGAUCUUUGUGAGUAGUAAGUGGAGAUUACAAGAGCACCUGCAGAAAAGCAUUGAAGAAAUCCAUAGAGCAGUCGAUCACAUAAAAGUAUCACUGGGAGAAUUCUUGGCCUUUGCUCAAGUUGUAAAGGUAAAUGCUUCUAACCUCACUGAUAAUAACCUCCAGAUCAGAAUUAAAAAACAGCUGGAAAUUCUCAUGAACUCAUUCAAAAUCUUAACAGAAACGAGAGAAGCUCUGAACAACUGCAACUGGUCACUGGAGGCUUUGGUCCUCAAGAAACCUCAGAACAAUCCAGAUGAUCUUGAUCGCUUUGUUAUGGUAGCCCGCACAAUUCCAGAUGAUAUCAAGAGGUUCGUAUCCAUCAUCAUUGCCAAUGGAAAGCUUCUCUUCAGAAAGAAUGAGAAGGAACAAGAAAUGAAGCUAUCAAAAAUUAACCCAGAACACAAAAUGGCAAAACAAAUCACAGUGCCAAGAAUAGAAAUAGAUUCACUACAAAGAAAUACUUCUAAUGAACCCAACCAAAGUCAGCCCUCUUCUGAGAAACCAAAAGAAAAUGCCACUGAGGACUGUGAUUACGUUCAGUUACAGGCACAGAAAAUCAUUUCAGGUAAAGAAGUAGCAAAGAAGAGUACAGAUUCUAAACCAAAGGUUUUGCCAUCUGCAAAAAAGGCUGUAAUACAAAGCAAGCAGGACUCUGGAAAGAAAAUCGCUCUCCCUGAACACUGUAGGUUGUGUUUCAGUGCACUUCACAAGGCAAUUGGUGUAUUUACUAAUAGCCUAAGCAACAACCAGCCACCCGAAGUCUUCAUAUCCCACAGCAAAUUGAUCAUUAUGGUGGGGCAAAAGCUGGUGGAUUGUCUCUGCCAGGAAACUCAAGAAAGAGAUGCUCGGAAUGACAUUCUCCACAGCAGCAGCCAGUUUUGCAGCCUCUUGAAGAAUCUGGCUCUGGCCACCAAAAAUGCUGCAAUACAAUAUCCAAACACAGAUGCCAUAAGAGAACUUCAGGAUCAAACUGAGGAGCUGUGGAAGUACACACAGCAGUUUAGAGCAAUGAUGGAAUGAAAGGCACUUCGCUGUUUUUACAAAAGCUCCAUUGUUAUGAUUCUCUUUGCUCCUUUGACAUGUGGCAGCCAAGGAGGGCAAAUGCAGCUCAGUGACACCAACUUUUUGGUCUCCUCUAGAACUCCCUGGGUGUUGGUGCACUUUUAGCAGGUGAAGAUCCACCUGCUAAAUUCAAUCUGUAUUUUCUUCUCCACUGUUCAGAUCCUGCCUGGAAGUGUCAUCAUCUUAGUGGCUGGCCAGGAAUGUUUGUUGUGUCUUAGAGCAAGACUAUUUUAUUAUCUGGCCAAUUUCUUAUUUCUUUAAUUUUUAUAUAGGUCAAAUAAAUAUAUUUUAUUUUAUUUUUUAUAUUUGGGUAUGUAAAGUUUCCCUUUAAAUUUUGCUGCACAAUGUUCUGUAAGUUAUGCUGCCCCUUUAUUAAUUGUUUCUUGAGGACUUUACUCAAAAUUUGUAAUAACAAUGUAUUUUCUAACAGCUCCAAAGCUAACUUUUGUUCUUCAUAUUCAAAUGCAAUUAAUGUAUUACAAGGCAAAAUCUGGCAGGCACUAUGCAUAGCCUAGAUGUUAGUGGGAAAUGCUGCAGCUGGUAUCUGAGCACAGAAGAAAAACUGACUUGGAGGAGUAUGGUGCCCUGUCCCUGGAAACAUUCAAGGUCAGGUUGGAUGGGGCUCUGAGCAAGUUGAUUUGGUUGAAGAUUUCCCCGCUCACUGCAGGGGGUUGGACUAGGUGAUCUUCAUUGUCCCUUCUAACCCAAACCUUUAUAUGAUUCUAUGAGUCCUGGAUCCUGGCAAAAUCCUUGGGGAGCCACCUUGGCCAUGCUCCAUCGCAGCCUGAAGCUGUUCAGAGCAGUGCUCCAACUGAAGCAGAACUGGUUCGAGUUGCUAAAUUCACCAGAGGCUUUGGACGAGCUCUCCCACAGCCAGGGAAGUUGGUAUUGUUUUUCGCACUGAUGAAGCUCCCGCAGGGCUUGGACCCACCAUUACUGCAGAUUCAUUUAACUUCAUCCUCAUAUUUGCUGGAUCUGAAAUACGGCGAUGAAGGCCCUGCCACCACCCAGCCAGCCUGUUUGUACACCUGCAUUAUUUGUAUUUUUCCUAAUUAAUUUAUUUUGAAGUUUUUAUCUGGAAUAUCAAAAUUGGGUCUGUCUUGGCAACAUGACACAGUUUCUUUGCUCUGAAAAAACAGACAAUUAGCGUUGUGAGCAGGUAGAGCAAAUUUGGACUGUGACAGUGCUCAUGCUCGUGGUGUGGCUGUAGAAAACCCAGCACCAUCAUCCUUUUCUGUAUGAUUUUCAUUUGGCACUCACUGCAUUUUAUACUGUUAUUUAAACGCCAACAUUUGCAAAUAUUUGA
Messenger RNA from Cuculus canorus (common cuckoo), 7174 nucleotides. It is a transcript of the gene CASS4, whose product is annotated as Cas scaffold protein family member 4. Gene Ontology annotation, biological process: cell surface receptor protein tyrosine kinase signaling pathway; cell migration. Gene Ontology annotation, molecular function: protein binding. The coding region runs from base 3331 to 5826 and encodes 831 amino acids. The transcript is spliced from 7 exons. The record is from RefSeq and is a predicted model, not a curated record. Gene Ontology annotation, cellular component: cytoplasm; plasma membrane. NCBI's taxonomy places the organism in Eukaryota, Metazoa, Chordata, Aves, Cuculiformes, Cuculidae.